UCCUAAAAUCCUGAUGAUCUAAGGGAAACGAUCCUUCCUUUCUGUUAUCUGGAAAAACAUGAGCCAUGUGCAUGUCCAUUAACCAAACUACCCCUCCCUAUCCCUUGCAGCCCUCAGCAUUUCAUCUGUGCCCAACCCGACCAGCUCAUUCUACUUGCCUUGCCUCUCUCUCUUUCCUUGCAAUGCAAGUGCCACUUUAAUAUCAGAGUUCUCCAAGAAACUUCUAAAGUUCUAUUCUUUUUCUUUAUAUAUAUAUAUAUGUCCAAAAAACAUUCUUCAAACUCAGAAGUCUUGGAAACCCAUCUUCACCAGUGCUUUCUUUCUUUUUUGGUUUUUCUUUGCUUCUGUUUGUGGAGUUUAUAUACAGAUAAAAAAGGAAAGUGAGAAUGGGUAUGGGAACAAGCAAUUUUGUGAUCAGAUGGAUCAACUUUCUUACAAUGCUUUUAGCUAUAGCUGUUGUAAUUUUUGGGGUAUGGAUGAGCACUCAUCAUGAUGGGUGUAGAAAAUCCCUUACGCUCCCAGUCUUAGGCCUCGGUGCCUUCAUUUUUAUAAUAUCCAUAAUCGGGUUCUUGGGAGCAGUGAAGAAGAACACCAUACUAUUGUGGAUUUAUUUGAUUAUGUUAUGCAUCAUUCUGGUGGCGAUCCUGGUAUUCACGGUGUUGGCGUUCAUUAUAACAAAUAAUGGAUCUGGUCACAAUGUAUCUGGCUUGAGAUACAAGGAGUAUCAACUUAAAGACUAUAGUUCAUGGUUUCUAAAGCAGCUGAACAAUACCGAUAAUUGGAAACGCUUGAAGAGUUGUCUUGUGAAAUCACAGGACUGCAACAACCUAGCAAAGCAGUACAAGACUCUUAAGCAGUAUAAAAUGGCAAAACUGACGCCUAUUGAAGCUGGUUGCUGCCGACCUCCAUCCGAAUGUGGUUAUCCUGUUGUCAAUGCUUCACACUACGACUUGAGCUUUCAUCCAAUUAGUUCCAAUAAUGACUGCAAGCUUUACAAAAAUUCUCGGGCUGUGAAGUGCUACAAUUGUGACUCUUGCAAGGCUGGAGUUGCACAAUACAUGAAAACUGAGUGGAGAGUUGUUGCAAUCUUUAAUUUGGCACUAUUUGUUGUCUUGUCGAUUAUAUACUUUGUGGGAUGCUGUGCAAGACGAAACGCUGCUCAGAGCCAGUCUAAAGUUUGAAAAGGGUUUGACCAUGUUCAGUUCCUUUCUUUGGUUGAUGGAGGAAUGAAGAAGCCUGAUUUGAUGGGGUUGGAGGUUUACAGCUUAGGCUUAUAUACAAGCCUAAGGUUGAAUCAUGUGAAAAUGUUUGUUCUGACACAAUGGUAAAAAUUCAUGCAAGGGGUAAAAAAACUACUGGUAAUUUAUCAGGUUUCACAAUUAAUUUAAUGAUUCCGGAUUGAACCCAAUUUGUUGGGAUUUAAA
Molecule: messenger RNA, 1424 nt
Organism: Theobroma cacao (cacao)
Lineage: Eukaryota; Viridiplantae; Streptophyta; Magnoliopsida; Malvales; Malvaceae
Gene: TET10
Product: tetraspanin10
Biological process (GO): auxin-activated signaling pathway
Cellular component (GO): membrane
Source: RefSeq, a predicted model, not a curated record